Adelges cooleyi (spruce gall adelgid) is the source of this 848-nucleotide messenger RNA. RefSeq names its product zinc finger protein 888-like. The record is from RefSeq and is a predicted model, not a curated record. The transcript has 2 exons. Gene Ontology annotation, molecular function: DNA-binding transcription factor activity, RNA polymerase II-specific; RNA polymerase II cis-regulatory region sequence-specific DNA binding. The coding region runs from base 9 to 848 and encodes 279 amino acids. Gene Ontology annotation, cellular component: nucleus. NCBI's taxonomy places the organism in Eukaryota, Metazoa, Arthropoda, Insecta, Hemiptera, Adelgidae. Gene Ontology annotation, biological process: regulation of transcription by RNA polymerase II.
CGUUUGAUAUGCAGUUCAUAAACAAUGAAAUUUCUACAACAAAUAAGUGUUUGGUAAAGAAUGAAGUCGACAAUAAUUAUGAUAUUAAUUUUCCGUGUAAAGCGACCGAUACCUCAAACAAUACAAAAACCAUGGAUUGCAGUUUGAACAAAACUAUAGAAAACGAUUCUGAGAAAAACAUACACAAAUUACGUCGGUUCGACUGCAAUAUAUGUCAAAGGAGGUUUAUAACCAAAAGUAAUAUAAUCCGGCACAUUGCGAAAUCACAUUCUAGUACUUCCAUUGAAAAGAAAGCACCUCAAAAAAAUAAAGUCAAUCAUCGUAACAGCAGAAUCAAAAAGUAUACUCAAAACAAAGAUGGUCUAUUUAAUUGUGGUAUUUGUGUGAAAACUUUUUCAUCAAAAUCAAACCUGAGAAGACAUUGGCGCAUACAUACUGGCGAGAAACCCUAUAAAUGCGAUGACUGUAUAAAAAGAUUUGGUCAGAUAUCUCACCUCAAGAUUCAUGAACGCAUACAUACUGGUGAGAAACCUUAUAAAUGCGUUGUCUGUGAAAAAACCUCCAUUCAACAUUCUGAUCUCAAGAGACAUGCACGUGUACAUACCGGCGAGAAACUAUUUAAAUGCGUUGUCUGUGAAAAGGCAUUCAUUGAAGAAUCUAAUCUCAAGAGACAUUCAGUCGACAAAUUCAUCUCAAGUACCAUGCACGUAUUCAUACCGUCGAGAAUCCGUUUAAAUGCGAUGUCUGUAAAAAAACGUUUGGUAGACAACAUCACCUCAAAGCUCAUGAACGCAUACAUACUGGUGAAAACCCGUUUAAAUGCGAUGUCUGUAAAAAACGUUUGGUAG